Aspergillus mulundensis is the source of this 1629-nucleotide messenger RNA. RefSeq names its product FAD-binding oxidoreductase. Lineage: Eukaryota; Fungi; Ascomycota; Eurotiomycetes; Eurotiales; Aspergillaceae. The record is from RefSeq and is a predicted model, not a curated record. Gene Ontology annotation, cellular component: mitochondrion. The coding region runs from base 1 to 1629 and encodes 542 amino acids. Gene Ontology annotation, molecular function: catalytic activity; FAD binding. The transcript is spliced from 2 exons.
AUGUCCGGGACCAGGAACUUUGCAGUCGCCCUUCGACGGGCUCGCAUGCCCAAGCCGCGCCUCACUGGACGGCCACUCGUUUCUCAGAUCGCUGUGCCGGCCACUCGCAGCUUUUCGCAACGACCUGCGCUGCGAGCGACGAAGGAGAUCAAGUACACGAGCGACGCCUAUCCUUCGCUGAAAAGGAACCCUAACUUCGCUGAGAUUACCGCGGAGGAUGUGAAGUACUUCAAGGAGCUUCUGGGCUCCGAAUCAGCUCUAAUUGAUGGUGUAACGACCGACGCCACGGACGAUAUCGAGCCCUUCAAUGGCGACUGGAUGCGCAAGUACCGUGGACACACAAAGCUCGUUCUGAAACCGCAAUCAAAGGACGAGGUUAGCGAGAUUAUGAAAUAUUGCAAUGGGAAGAAACUGGCCGUCGUUCCGCAGGGUGGUAACACGGGCUUGGUCGGAGGUUCCGUACCUGUGUUUGACGAGAUCGUCAUCAACACUUCGCGGAUGAACAAGAUUCGGUCAUUCGACGAGGCUUCUGGUGUACUGGUUGUGGAUGCUGGUGUCAUCCUCGAGGUUGCUGACCAGUAUCUGGCCGAGCGACACCACCUCUUCCCGCUUGACCUCGGUGCCAAAGGCUCGUGCCACAUCGGCGGCAACGUGGCCACCAAUGCCGGCGGUCUCCGUCUGCUUCGGUAUGGCAGUCUCCACGGAACAGUUCUUGGGGUUGAAGCCGUGUUACCGGAUGGAACAAUUUUUGAUGGUUUGUCAACGCUGCGCAAGAACAACACCGGUUACGAUAUGAAGCAGCUGUUCAUCGGGUCCGAGGGUACGAUCGGUAUCAUCACCGGUGUUUCGAUCCUGUGCCCUCCCCGGCCAAAGGCCGUCAAUGUUGCCUACUUCGGUCUGGAGAGCUACGACCAGGUCCGCCAAGCCUUUGGCGAGGCUAAGAAGCAGCUUUCUGAGAUUCUCUCUGCGUUUGAGCUUAUGGACGGCCGCAGUCAGAAGCUCGUCCACACAAGUACGGGCAACAAGUACCCAUUAGAAGGCGAAUACCCCUUCUACUGCUUGGUUGAGACUAGCGGGUCUAACGCUGAUCACGACAUGGAGAAGCUGGAAGCGUUCUUGGAGAGCGUCAUGGGCGAGGGUAUCGUCGCGGACGGUGUUUUAGCCCAGGAUGAGACUCAGUUUCAGAGCAUCUGGCGCUGGCGAGAGGGUAUCACAGAGGCCUUGAGCCACCUCGGCGGUACCUACAAGUACGAUGUUUCCAUUCCCCUUCCCGAGCUGUACCAGCUGGUCGACGACUGCCGCGAGCGCCUGACAAAGAUGGGCUUUGUCGGUGAUGACGACUCGUUCCCCGUCCGCGCAGUUGUCGGGUAUGGUCACAUGGGUGACUCAAACCUCCACCUCAACAUCGCCGUCCGCCAGUAUAACAAGGACGUCGAGAAGGCGAUCGAGCCUUGGGUGUAUGAGUGGAUUCAGAAGCGAAGCGGAAGCAUCAGCGCCGAGCACGGUCUCGGCGUUGCGAAGAAGGAGUUUAUUGGAUACAGCCAAAAUGACACUAAUCUCAAGCUCAUGAAACAGCUGAAGGAUUUGUAUGAUCCGAACGGAAUCCUCAACCCUUACAAGUACAUAUAA